AUGUUGUCCAAUCUUAUCUUAUCACUAUUUGAUACUGUAAGUGCAGUCUGCCUCACUGGAAACUGUGGUCCAAACUAUGAGUUAUAUGCAUGUAGUGAUUCAUCAAGCUUUAUGGAUGGAAGCAGUCCUGAGCAUUUGUUUAUUGUUCCGGCUGCACCUGCUGCAGCACCUGCUGCUGAAGUCAAGGCCUUCUAUGGAGCAGAUAUUACCAAUGCUUGCACAGGUGCUCUUCUGCCCCCAAUAGCCGUUAAAUCGUUUGACUAUUUGAGAAACGGAUCUAUUAUUUCAAGAUAUAGAAGGUGCAUGAAGAAAAACUGCAACAAGUUUGAAUGUGAGUUCAAAGAGCCUUUUAUAUUUUGCACAAAGAAGAGCCUCUGCAAGUGUCUUACUAAGGAGCAAUUCUGCAGUGCCGUGCAUGCUACAAUUAGAAUAAUCAGUGGAAAAAGAUGUGUUUAUAUACCUGAAAAAGCAGAGGCCGUAAUUGAAAGCAUUUACUGUGCAGCUGUUGAAUGUGGUGCCACUGUGGAACAGCUCAUAAACUUUACUGCUAUUUCUCUUCACAAUGUAUACCUCUUCACAUACUUCCCACGUCCCAACUUCUAUGAUACGAGUAUUGGAUGCACAACAAGAGGUUUAUUGCAACUACUCAGUCUUAAUGCUUAUGAGAAAAUCACUAGUGUGAGUGAGAUUGAUUAUCUACAAAAGCCAUUCUUGCUUGACACAUUCACAAGGGUUACCAUCCAUGAUGAGUUCAGAACAUUCUUGAGAUUUUACAAUAACUACGAUACGUACGGUAUUGAAUCAUUCAUUACAAGUGUUCAUCUUCUUCAGUCAAGAGAAGCUGAACUUGUAAAUAUUAAGUCAGCUAUUGAAGUACUUAAUGGCACAUACCGACCAAGAAAUAUUCUUGAGGAGAGAGUUUUGCACAGAUUCAAUAUUUACUUUGUUCUCACCAAUCAAAUAUUCAGCAGGCCUCGUGUUUUAGGACCAAAGGCUUAUGAAAAUUAA
Vittaforma corneae ATCC 50505 is the source of this 1008-nucleotide messenger RNA. RefSeq lists its product as uncharacterized. Bases 1 to 1008 code for a protein of 335 amino acids. The transcript has a single exon. NCBI's taxonomy places the organism in Eukaryota, Fungi, Microsporidia, Nosematidae. The record is from RefSeq and is a predicted model, not a curated record.